Messenger RNA from Labrus bergylta (ballan wrasse), 1130 nucleotides. NCBI's taxonomy places the organism in Eukaryota, Metazoa, Chordata, Actinopteri, Labriformes, Labridae. The record is from RefSeq and is a predicted model, not a curated record.
AAAGUGCGUUUUAGAAUGAUUACUGGUGGCCAGCGGAGAGACAGAUUAUACAGCUCUACACAACUGUUGUUUUAAUCCCCCGGGCGAGGAGAUUUAGCAAAGAAAAAACACUGGUUUUAAACCCAGCAGCCAUAUUGCAUGGAAAAAACGACGGAAAGACUCAUCUAUUUCAUAAAAAGUCGUUUUCUCGGACAUCUCUGUCAGGACUUUUGGGAAGUUAAUUUCUUUUUCUUUUUUACUGGCUGUUUGUUUCUACCGGACAGCGAGCCUGCCAGCUGGCUGAGGACUUCAGAGAUUGGGACUGGGGUUUUUUUUAAUUUAAAAAAGCUAUUUUGCACAUUAUUGUAGUGAUCUGUCUUGGUCCAAAGGUGCAAAACUAACAGUGUAAAGAUGAAGGACCGAUUGGAGCAACUUAAAGCGACGUGUGAUCAAGAUGACGACGAGGUGGAGAUCGCUGUGGACAACGCUGCCUUCAUGGACGAGUUCUUCUCUCAGAUCGAGGACAUCAGGAACAGUAUUGAUAAAAUUGACGAGAAUGUCGCUGAAGUCAAAAAGCUUUACUCCAUCAUCCUGUCUGCUCCCACAUCAGAUCAGAAAACACAGGAUGACUUGGAAGCAAUCACCAAUGACAUAAAGAAGAUGGCCAACAAUGCAAGAAACAAACUCAAGACCAUCGAGAGGAAUCUGGAGUCUGAGGAGCAGGAGAGGGUGUCUGCUGACAUGCGGAUACGUAAAUCACAGCAUGCUGUGCUGUCAAGGAAGUUUGUGGAGGUAAUGACAAAGUAUAAUGAAGCCCAGGUGGACUUCAGAGAGAGGAGUAAAGGACGUAUUCAGAGACAGCUAGAAAUCACUGGGAAAGCAACAACAGAUGAUGAACUGGAGGAGAUGUUGGAGAGUGGCAAUGCAGCAGUGUUUACUGCAGGGGUAAGUGUGUGUGUGUUUGUGAGAGGAAGGCCAGGUAGUUAGUUGCUCAGUAAAAGUUCAAACUCCUCGUCUCAGCUGCUUAAAGAUUAGCUUUGUUCAUGAUUUAGCUUGUUGGGCUUAAAAGGGCCAGUUGCCUUUUUUCUUCCUUGCUGAGCGCUUUAAACUUCUUUAGACAAUCUAUCUAAUAAACAAUGUGACAUUAUUUU